AUGGAUAGCACAUAUACUAUUAUUCGCGGCGAAGGUCCUGAUCUCCCCAUUGAUGAUUACGAAACAUCGAACUCGAGCACGAACAAAUCAAUUUCUCCUCCAAAAUGGCACACUAUAGACAACAACAAAUACGACUUAGUGCCAACCGUGGCCAUGGCCGCGGAUGAAUCAAACGAUAGAGACGCAUACGGUAAAACGGAAAUGCAGUCAAAAAAGAUCUUGACCGGUGCAGAACGCCGAGACUCGCUACUUUCCGUCGACAGUGAAUCGGGGACCGGCCUUCAAUGCCGUCUUACAAUAAUCUUUGGCAUAGUGUGCUCCUUAGCUUGUAUCGCAUGUAGCAUUGGAUACUGGGUCACGUCCUCCGGCCCUGCGAACAUUUUUAUACACAGUGGCUUACCCGGCGAGGCGGCUUCCUUCAUCGUCAACUUGAUACUCACGCAAUGCCUUGAAGGAUUAGCCUAUGUUCAUUCAGUAUCUCUUCGGUGGGCACUUCUCAAGGAGAAGCGCCUUGUGUUUAAUACCAACAUACGCUUGAUAACCAGCUCGAAUCGCUCUCGGCCCAAUAGCUGGUAUAUCAACGCGAUCUCAGCGGCACUUCUAAUUCUUUGCUAUGCAGCAACUUCGAUGCUUUUCAUCCCGCGAGUCAACAUGGAUUAUGGCACUCUGUAUGAGACGCACGUGAACUUGCUCGCCUUGUUAGCGCUAGGACUUGCGUUGUUGGGACAAACCGUAGUUGCAAUAUGGUGCUACUAUAGUAACCUUCGCGAUAUUCCAACAUGGAGCUCAAAUCCACUGGAUACUACAGUCUUAAUGCUUGAUCGGCAGUUGGUACGGCAUAGAGAGGGCCGCUGCAUGUACUCGAUGCAAGUUCGAGACAUAUUGGGGGAGGAACAGGAAAGUGCACCGAAGCUUCCAAGUCCACAGCAGCSGAGCCAAUGGCAGCUCAUCCCUACAACCAGACAUGCUUUAAUAUUCAUAUGGAUUCUGGCUGGGCUAUCUUUUGUGUGGUUUUUAACAAUAGUCCUUGUUGCACGAGGUAAUAUGAUAGGUGCAAUCAAUCAAAUCGGGCAUCUGCCCAACGCCACCUGGCAUUUCUCAAUGACUUGGAAUGCUACAUCGAACCCUGUGGUAGACGACCUAGGAGGUACGUAUUUUUUCAAUGCCGUCUUCUUCAGUCUGGAUUGGGCACAAAUUAACUCAGACAUGCCUUUUGUGCCUGCUUUGAUCGUCAAUCUCCUGUUUGUCUGCGCAAUACAGGGCUUGCAAACACUCGGACUCCACUUUUCAGAGCUCGUCAUAAACUUGUCCCGAGACGAAGAUGUGUGGAGAUCUCUCGAUGCUUAUGGCCGGUCGAAGGGUGUCAAGACAAGCGUUCUUGAGAAGCCCCCGUUCCUGGCUGCCCUCAUGAGCUGGAAAUACAUUGUGCUUGUGAUUUUUAAGUCACUAUUACAUUGGCUGCUCGGUCAGUCGUCUCAGGCUUCUGUCGAGCUCCUAGAGGAUCGCGUUUGGCUGACCAUGAACUACUCUCGUUUGUUCAUUUAUGCGAUCUGCGCUACCGCCUUUGCGUCAGUCAUUACUUUCAUUGCUUGUAUGAAGCCUAAGGGACCCCAGCCGGCGACGUAUGGUCACAUACAAACUCUUGCAGACGUUAUUGACGAUUGGAAAUUGGACGAUGAUAAGCGAUUUUGGUGGGGAGAUAAAGGUUUCAGCGGCAUGGAAAGUGUUCGACAUGCGGGGAUGAGUCGCAACAAGCACUAUCUAGGAGAGAUCCAGAUGAACGAGCUCUAUGCUGGUUAG
Molecule: messenger RNA, 1800 nt
Organism: Talaromyces amestolkiae
Lineage: Eukaryota; Fungi; Ascomycota; Eurotiomycetes; Eurotiales; Trichocomaceae
Exons: 2
Coding region: 1-1800 (599 amino acids)
Source: RefSeq, a predicted model, not a curated record